Molecule: messenger RNA, 1212 nt
Organism: Orbilia oligospora ATCC 24927
Lineage: Eukaryota; Fungi; Ascomycota; Orbiliomycetes; Orbiliales; Orbiliaceae
Exons: 1
Coding region: 1-1212 (403 amino acids)
Biological process (GO): tRNA N1-guanine methylation
Cellular component (GO): nucleus
Molecular function (GO): tRNA binding
Source: RefSeq, a predicted model, not a curated record
AUGUCGGCUAUCGAACCAUCUAUCGUGGACUCUGUACAAGUACAAGAGCUCGAGAGCACAAGAAAUGAUAGGAAGCGAAAGCGGUCCAGUUCUCUAACCGCGGCGUCAUCAGUAAACCCGGCUGAAGCAUCAAGGCAGACUGCGGGAUCGCCCACUACAACAGACGGAUCCGAUGAUAUAGCCACCCCUUUAUCUAAGAAUCAACAAAAGAAACUCUUAAAAAAGCAGAAAUGGGAAGAAUCUCGGGAAUCUCGACGGGCCCUUCGUCGCGAAAAGAUGGCAGCGAAAAGAAUCCGCCAACGUGAAGAGCGUGAUGCCGCGAACGCCAACCUCCAAACCUCCAAACCUACUGGCGGACCGAAGUCUGGAAACAAACGCAAGAAUAACCGAAAACUUGAACGUAAAUCCAAACGGCUUCCCAUAAAAUGCAUCGUGGAUUGCUCCUUCGAUGAAUAUAUGAUGGAUAAGGAAGUUGCAUCACUCGGGGCGCAAGUUUCGAGAUGUUACAGCGACAACAGAAUCGCGAAAUUUUCCAUGGAUUUGUGGGUCACGUGUGUCGACAAAAGACUUCGCUCUCACCUCUAUCUCAUGCACGGGGAGAAAUGGAAAUCCUGGCGCAAGAUUCAUGUCACAGAUGCAGACUAUGAACUUACAAGGGAUGAUAUUCAAGCGGGAAAUGUAAUUUACCUUUCUUCAGAUUCCGACGAGAUGCUCGAGACACUGGAAGAAGGGAAAACUUACAUUGUCGGCGGGAUAGUAGAUAAAAACAGGUACAAGGGGCUCUGUUUCAAUAAAGCUGUUGGCCAAGGGCUUCGUACUGCAAAACUUCCGAUCGGGGAAUAUAUCAAGAUGACAGGGCGAAUUACAUUAACCACAAACCAAGUUGUGGAGAUUAUGUUGAGAUGGCUGGAAUUGAAGGAUUGGAAAGCAGCCUUUGAAGCUGUGAUUCCGAUGAGGAAGAAGAAGGAGAAGAAGGGCCUAAUUGGAAGUCAACGUGAAUACGAGGAAGGUGGGCAAGGGGAAGCCGGCGCAUCUCUUAGCGCCAAUUUGCCUAUUGAAAAAGGGGAAGGAGAGGAGGAGGAGGAGGAGGAAGAAGUCGAUGACGAUGACGAUGACGAUCUUGAUUUAAAUCCACUAGCAGGCUUGGACGAUGAUAGCCAGACUGAAGAUGAUGGAGAAGAUAAAGAUGAAGUGGGUUCCAUUGAAAAUUGA